Messenger RNA from Spizellomyces punctatus DAOM BR117, 714 nucleotides. RefSeq lists its product as uncharacterized. Bases 69 to 575 code for a protein of 168 amino acids. The record is from RefSeq and is a predicted model, not a curated record. The transcript has a single exon. Lineage: Eukaryota; Fungi; Chytridiomycota; Chytridiomycetes; Spizellomycetales; Spizellomycetaceae.
UCCAUUUCUCUUCGUCCAAACCAUACACACACACCUACAAAACGACGACGACUCAAGAUACCUUUACAAUGGCUUCUGAUCCAUCAAAUCCCACACCAAAGCCUACAGAUACCUGGGCAGCCCAUGCCAAAAAAGCCCUAGAGACCUCUCCUGAUGCCAAACACGCAGGAACAGAAACCGCCGCACAUUACGCAAACGAAGGAAAAGAAGAGUCCAUCGAAGCCAUGAACGCAGCCCGGGAGACUUCUGACCGAAUCAGACGUGAAACUCGCGAACUCUAUCAAUCCGCAACCGAAACAAUCUCCAAGGCUGCUUCCUACAUUAUUCAAGCAGCAGAUGCAGCUGCCCGAGAAUCAGGCGAACAUCCUUCACACGAGGCAUUGGAAAAGCGUGAUGAACUUGCUGCCGAGUUACGGAGAGAACAGCAGAGACAGCUCGCUGAUGAGACAAUGGCGAGACAAGAGGCCAUGAAACCCGUUGUAGAAUUCUUCAAUCAAGGAAAGGAUCCUGAGAUUGAAAGGGCAGAGGAGGAAAAGGCACUGCUAGAGGGGAAAUCAGCAGAUGAUGUGAUUUAGUUCGAAAGCAAACUUUUUUGGGGGGGACUGUAUAGUGGUAGUUUUGCUUUUUGGAUUGUACAUUCCGGUCUAUUGAAAUGUCUACCACGCUUUUGCUGUAUCUGUAUCUUUUUGAACAAAAAACACAGUAUAACCGAUA